Messenger RNA from Aspergillus heteromorphus CBS 117.55, 1632 nucleotides. RefSeq names its product putative MFS transporter. The record is from RefSeq and is a predicted model, not a curated record. Bases 1 to 1632 code for a protein of 543 amino acids. The transcript is spliced from 7 exons. Gene Ontology annotation, biological process: transmembrane transport. Gene Ontology annotation, molecular function: transmembrane transporter activity. Lineage: Eukaryota; Fungi; Ascomycota; Eurotiomycetes; Eurotiales; Aspergillaceae.
AUGGCUCGCACUGAUGAUAUCCAGACUGAUGUUCCGGGGACAGUAUACCUCGUUGAUGGGACGGGAGACUUCAGUGCCGCCCACGCCGGUCAACAGGACAUCCUGCUGAUCCCUCAGCCUACUACCUCAUCGGCCGAUCCUCUGAAUUGGCCGAAAUAUAAGAAAUACUGGUGUCUCUUUCUGAUAUCCGCUUAUGCGUGUGUAAACUCCUUUGGCGAGAACAACUGGGGCGCAGCAUGGACUACGAUUUCAGAUGAUACGGGCGUGAGUCUGGAGAACAUGAACGGUGGCUCCGCUCUCAACUACCUUAUGCUGGGGUUCUUCAACAUCAUCUGGAUUCCCACGGCAAUGAAGUACGGGCGCAAGAUUGUCUACAUCAUCAGUCUUAUGUUUGUUCUUGCCAGCGGUAUCUGGGGUGGCUUCUACCAGGGCGUUGGCCAGUAUUAUGUGAUGAUGAUGGUCAAUGGGAUGGGGACGGCAGCCUACCAAGCUUUGAUUCAGCUCACGAUCUUCGAUGUGUUCUUUACCCAUGAACGUGGUCGAAUGUUAUCUAUCUAUAUCUUCUUCCAGCAGCUGGGCUCAAUCCUUGGCCUGAUCUGUGGAGGUUAUAUCGCCGAUAGUAUUGGGUGGAGAUGGAGUAUGCCCAUGGUGUCGAUUGCGUGUGCUGUCUUGAUUCUUUUAUUCAUUUUCACGUUUGACGACACAAUGUUCCCCAGAUACCGGUUCUCUGGCCGGAUGCCUUCCUUGUCCUCCAAACCUGCAGACGAAGCUACAUGCGCCCAACCCGACCCAUCCGCGGGCGAGAAGGAUUCCAAAGAAUCUCCGGUAUCAGUCAUCGCAAGCCACGAUGUUGGCGAGAUUGACAUGCCACCGCGGACAUACCUCCAGAAGAUGUCUCUUGUGCACCGCUUCAGCGAUGACCAUACCACAUGGUUCCAGUACUUCCGUCGUCCAUUCUUCCUCUUUGGAUUCCCCAACAUUGUCUUAGCCGGCAUUCAGUUCGCAUUCGGUUGCACAGCGGGAAUCGUCUCGUUCAAUACUAUUUCUGAGAUCAUGACGGAUGCGCCUUAUGAUUGGAGUGCCGGGUCAUCUGGUCUGAUAUUUCUGGCGGCCCUCGUUGGUAACUUUAUUGGAAUGGGAAUCGGAUCGCUGUCUGACUGGCUCGUUGUUUUCCUCGCCCGUCGCAACAAGGGUUACAAGGAACCCGAAAUGCGUCUCUGGGCGUAUUCCCUCCCGAUCGUCCUCGCAGCCGUUGGCUACUUUCUGUACGGCUGGGGAGCUACCGAAGGCCUCGAGUGGAUGUCCAUUGCCGUUGGCCUCUGCUGCAUGAUCGCGCAGCAGGUUUCCGCUACCAGUAUCGCGACCGCAUAUGCGAUGGAGUGUUUUGAAGAGAUUUCCGGCGAACUUGUCAUCGUCCUAGCAUGCUGUUCAUCCGUCAUCAACUUCGUCAUCUCCUUCACCGUGCAGAACUUCAUCGAUGCCACGAACUACGGCUGGGCCUUUACAUGCUACGGCAUCCUGGUUGUUCUUUCCAUGGCCAUGGGAGUCCCCAUGGUUAUCUGGGGUAAAAGCUGGCGCCGGAAAUGCAAGGGCCGGUAUGAGAAAUUCUUGGCUGAGACGGGGCGGCAGUAG